GUAUAGGUUGGGUAUACUCCUGAUUAUCUAUUCCUUCUGCAAACGAUUUUGAAUCUGAUCCUCAUGUUUUCUUCCCUUUGCUAUUGUUUCCAAGGCAAAGUGUAAUGAUAUAUUAGUUAAGAUUUGACCAUUCAAUUGCAAUAAAGAAUCUGCUCUGCCUAUUUGUAAAUCACGUGCAUUACUUUCAAAUACUUGUGAAGGAUCAAUGAUUUAGAAAAAAAAAGGUAGGUCCUUACAAUGUUAGAGUCCUUCAAUGGGGGGAAUUUUUUUAGUCUUAAGAGGAUAAUAUACUUAGUGAGAUUCUUCUGUAACACCAUACAUCAUUCUCAUGUCAUUUAUGAUCUUGGAUAUUGCCGGGUGCUGUUAAUUUUGCUCUUAUGAUGUCUCAAAUGAAGGGAGGUUGUCCUGUGGACUACAACACGAUUACAGAUCUUUUCCUUCAGAGAAACCUGAUUCGGGAAGCAACUGUAUUUUUAUUAGACGUUUUGAAGCCAAACUUGCCAGAACACGGGUUCCUUCAGACGAAGGUUUUGGAGAUCAAUCUAGUCACCUUUCCAAAUGUUGCUGAUGCCAUCUUGGCAAAUGGGAUGUUCAGCCACUAUGAUCGUCCUAGGAUUGCUCAACUUUGUGAGAAGGCGGGCCUUUUUAUGCGUGCUCUUCAGGCUGCAAAAGAAUAUUCAGACCAGUUGGGUGUGGAUGCAUGCAUUAAACUCUUUGAGCAGUUUAAGUCUUAUGAAGGUCUCUACUUUUUCUUGGGUUCAUAUUUGAGCUCCAGCGAGGAUCCUGAUAUACAUUUCAAAUACAUAGAGGCAGCUGCAAAAACUAGCCAAAUCAAAGAGGUCGAGCGUGUAACAAGAGAGUCAAAUUUCUAUGACCCUGAGAAGACGAAGAAUUUUUUGAUGGAAGCCAAGCUUCCGGAUGCACGCCCCCUGAUCAAUGUUUGUGAUCAUUUUGGAUUUGUACCAGAUCUGACCCACUAUUUGUACUCAAAGUCUCAAACAAUAUGUUGCGGUAUAUUGAAAGGUAUGUCCAGAAGGUAA
Magnolia sinica is the source of this 1040-nucleotide messenger RNA. Its product is annotated as clathrin heavy chain 1-like. Gene Ontology annotation, molecular function: clathrin light chain binding. Lineage: Eukaryota; Viridiplantae; Streptophyta; Magnoliopsida; Magnoliales; Magnoliaceae. The record is from RefSeq and is a predicted model, not a curated record. Bases 378 to 1040 code for a protein of 220 amino acids. The transcript has 5 exons. Gene Ontology annotation, cellular component: chloroplast; plasma membrane; Golgi apparatus. Gene Ontology annotation, biological process: intracellular protein transport; receptor-mediated endocytosis.